Messenger RNA from Planococcus citri (citrus mealybug), 2169 nucleotides. RefSeq lists its product as uncharacterized. Bases 367 to 2007 code for a protein of 546 amino acids. Gene Ontology annotation, cellular component: nuclear membrane. The transcript has 7 exons. NCBI's taxonomy places the organism in Eukaryota, Metazoa, Arthropoda, Insecta, Hemiptera, Pseudococcidae. The record is from RefSeq and is a predicted model, not a curated record. Gene Ontology annotation, molecular function: actin filament binding; lamin binding. Gene Ontology annotation, biological process: nuclear migration along microtubule.
CCCACUCAGUGAUCUGUGGUGUCUGGUGUGUAUCGAAAAAAAUGGUGCUUGGAUCAUUGGAUGCUCGCCGCUCGGUGCCGGCUUUUUUAAAAUUCACAAGAUGUGAUAAUCGCUAUUAUUAAUUAAUUAAUUACGGUCGUUUUUAGUCAAUGUUAUGUUAAAUUCAACUUAUUAGUACAAAUUAAGGCUUGAAACUCAUAAUACGGCCAAUACGGGUGUUUUGAAUUUACAUUAUUGUUCAUCAUACAUAGUUCAUCAUGUUAUCCCUUAUCAGCAGAAUAGUAAUAUAAUAAUCAUGAUGAAGAUUGAAAAUUAAUUUAGGAGUUCAUUCGCCUAGUAAUUCUAUUCGUGUUUUCAAUCAAGAACAUGAUUUUGGAAACCGGCUACUUUCUGAUUUGGUCCUUCGGAGUUCUAUUUUUAUUGAUCGUAUUAUAUAAUUUUGUCAAGAAUCAUUCCUUCGUGACAGUGAAUUGUUGGUUUUGUAACACCAAUUUUAGAGUACCGUUUAAGAAUAGAAAAGAAUGGUUUUGCGAGCAAUGUCUCCAGUUCAAUGGAUUCAAAGAAGAUGGCGAUUAUAGCAAAGUUCUUCCUGAACAGUUUGACGAAACUUUAAAUCGGAAAUAUGUUAAGGCGGAGAGCAGUCAAACGAGUUAUGUUUUCAAUUCGAAUGGCCUAUGCUCAUUUUGCAAUGCUAAUCAAGAGUUGAAAAUAAAACAACUCGCAUUAUACGUACCCUUCCAAGAAAAAAAUUACGACGAAGAAAUAGAAAUAUUUAGGAAAAAACUUGAAAAAUCGUACAAGUUAUGUGAAAAUUGCGAGAAUUUCGUUCACAAAAAAUUGCAGUUAAAGUCGGACCCCGGACUUAGUACCGAUGGUGUAAAAGUUUAUAAAAACGCAACAGAUCGUCGUAUCCCCGCUAGAAAAUACGUUACGAAAUCAAAAAUACUCGCAUUUCUUUUCAUGGUGAUCGGUACGGUGGUUGCGUGUGUUUUUAGAACAAGAUCGUCGAUAGAACAUGUCGCCGAAUUAUUCGCAACCUACGAUUUCGAACAAUUUCUACUGGGUGUGACGUCGCCCAUGUGUUAUGGCCCGGUUUUGGAUUACUUUUUCGUGCUCUCAACCGCAUUUCUUCCUUACAUAUUCUUAGUUAGGUUGCAGUCGAUUGUCGGCAUUUUGCUUGUGAUGUUAAGUUUGAUGAUCAGCGACGAUUUAAUUCCAGUCUGGAAGAUAUUUUCGAUCGUUGCGGUAGUUAUCGCUAUUGCGAUUAAAUCCAUUGUAAGUGAUCGAAUGAAAAGGCGUUGUACACUUCAAAAGUUGAACUACAAUUUACAAAAUAGGUUUGACCUAGAAUAUGAAAAAAAAGAAGACUGCGAAAUGAAGCGUUUGAUGGCGAAAUCAAACUCGUCGGCCAGUUUUUAUGGUAAUGCGCCGUUAUGCGGUCAGUUUUCGGAUUUGAAUUUGGGCAAAUGCGAGAAGCGUGUGCCGUCUUCGUCCAAACAGUCGCCGCCGCCGCAUUCGUUCAAAUGUGAUAAAUUGUUAAUACAGCCGUCCAAAUUGAAAAUCGACGAAUUCGACUACGCGGAUACGCUUCGUACUUCUCCCACCGUCAGCUCUGGCUACGAAUCAUUAUGCGGUGGAUUUUUCAAGAAAACGCCGGACAGUGAUUUCGAAUUCGAUAGUAUUUCGCAAGUUGAUAUCGCAACGCGCGAGCAUCUAUUCCCGAAUGUUUCGAAAAAUCAUUCGCCGCCGUAUACGCACCAGUCUCAUUUCCGGACUAUGGAUGCGUUAAGUUUCUCCGGUGGUGCUGAACGUUACUACGGAGCGAUACCGAUUCAUUCGUCGUCCUCGGUAAGGUUAUCGUCAUCAUCGCCGACAUUGGAAUCUAACCAGAAAUCUCAACUUCGAAUUAACGCUAGUAUCCCGACUUUUCAAAUUGUUUUAUACUCGAUUACCUGUUUCAUAUUAGGUUUUUCGUUUCAGAUUUUCGCGAGAGAAUUUUUUAUUUAGGUUUUUUUUUGUUCCUUAUCUAAUUUUACGCGACUCAUGUUCAUUUUUAUCAUCGUUUUGUUCGUAUUUUUUUUUCCAUUAGUUUUGUACCUUAACCAAAUUUUAAAGACUGUAUGCGUACUGUGUUGUAAACCUACCAACAAUGUUGAGACAAAUCCGGUG